GGCGCAUGCGCACUGACGAUGACAGCGCUGAAGAUGGCGGUGAUGCGGAAGACGGGAUUCGGCGACUACGCAACAUUAAUAUUCGCAGUUUUACUGUCACUGCAGAUCGUUUCUGUGAGCUGCGCAUCGGUACCGGCAGCUGGUGUGGCUCAGGUGACCGUAGGCAAUAAAAGCGAAACCAUCAUUAUAGAACCUGAUAAGAACACAUCAAGCAUCCAGAACGGCAGUCUUCAGAGGGAAUCGGUCGAGUUGAUGAAUGUGACGGCAGCUCCCGCUAUCAUCAGCACCAAAUCAGCAGACGCUCCUACCGUGCCACCUACGACUGCUGCCGCAGACCUGCACAAAACCACUCCAGACCAGCUCACAUCCACCAAACACAAACCAGCAGAGCCCACCACUACGCCUGCAAACAAGCCCACCACCGUCUCCACCCCCGCAGCUGACAAAACAGAGAGCACCUCAGAUUACAUGGCCGACCGCACGUCUCCAGGAGCAGACAUGGGCUUUGGAGACGACGAUGAUGAUGAUGAAGAUGGCGAAGAUGGUGAUAUUGAUGAAAACUUCAGUGACAUUAAGUCACCUCAAGACAGCGAGGGAGUGAAGAAAAACCAUUACUCCCCUGAAGAAAUAAAUGUUCAAAUCAAAGACACAACCAUCUACACCUCUCAGGAUGAAGACUCCCACUUCUUCUUUCAUCUGGUCAUCAUCGCCUUUCUGGUGGCCAUCGUGUACAUCACCUACCACAACAAGAGGAAGCUGAUGCUGCUGGCUCAGAGUCGCCGCUGGCGGGACGGUUUCUGCUCACGCGGGGUGGAGUAUCACCGGCUCGACCAGAACGUCAGCGAGGCCAUGCCUUCGCUCAAGAUGACCAACGAUUACAUCUUUUGAAGGAAUGCAAACAGCUGAUUGUCCACACAUGGUGUCUUAUUUAAUCAGGGGAGGAGAGAUUGUGCUUUAGUAAUUUGUUUGUGUGCACUCUUCAGAUGGUCUUGUUCACCUCUUCUAAUUCUUCUUCUUGUUCUUCGGUGUCUAUAAAAUCAGACGGUUUUGCUCUAAAUAUAAUCAUUCUUGAAGAAAAGCAAAUUAAGUUCUGUCCCUGUAAAUAUUUAAUUAUAAAGCUGCUGUCUGUCACAUAGGCCUAGAUCAAAAUACCGGUGAUUAUUGUGACUCCAUCACGUUUGUCUCUGUGUGCUGUGAAGGUGUGUUCAGCACAGCCAUGCUUCUCCAGUGCAGCGUUAAGCGUGUGUGUGUGUGUGUGUGUGUUUGCUUGCUCUGCAGUCUUUAUGUUUGGGUUAUGACUUCAGUGAAGUUGUUUUAUAUGAGCCGGCUCCACUGUUGCCAAAGCUUGGGAGAUUUAUGGGAAAUUAGCAACUGUUUUUGUUUCCUUUUUUUUUUUUAAUUUUCUUUUUUUAUUCACUGCAUGUGAGCGUUGCCCC
Molecule: messenger RNA, 1436 nt
Organism: Sinocyclocheilus grahami
Lineage: Eukaryota; Metazoa; Chordata; Actinopteri; Cypriniformes; Cyprinidae
Gene: cunh5orf15
Product: chromosome unknown C5orf15 homolog
Exons: 3
Coding region: 19-888 (289 amino acids)
Source: RefSeq, a predicted model, not a curated record